CUAUUAGUUUACCCCGACCGAUGGACUUAAAUGCUCCAAAACAAAACCUCUUAAUCUCCAACCUUUCACCAGUAGCCAUUGCCUAUUGUCAUGUGAACUUAUUUAUAAAGCAGCCAUUACCAACUCCCACUUCACAAGAACCCAAAAAUGGCUAAUCUACACUUUCUAUUCCUACUUCUCAUUUUCUUCACUACCGCUUCUCUUUCUUGUCCAGAUUAUCAGAAACAAGCCCUUCUUCAAUUCAAAUCUUUGGUGAUCAAAAACAUUAAUUCUUCUUCUGAUAAUUAUUCUCUUUUUGGCUUGGAUUCAUGGGAUUCAACCUCAGAUUGUUGCCAAUGGGAAUCAGUGACUUGCGAGUCUCAAUCAAGUUCAAGAUCAGUAGCAGCUCUUAAUCUUGACUCUUUUGUUGUUUCUGAAGUUCCAACUAUACCAAUGCCUUCUUCAGUAUUAUCACCCCUUUUUAGCAUUAAAUCCUUGAUGUUUCUUGACAUUUCUUCUAAUGGUAUAGUUGGUGAGAUUCCAACUGAUAUGUUCACCAAUCUUACAAGAUUAGUUCAUCUAGAUAUGCGGGUCAAUCAUUUUAGUGGAUCAAUUCCUUCAAGUAUUUUUAACUUGAAAUAUCUCCAAUUUCUUGAUUUAAGCAGCAAUUUCUUGAAUGGUAUGCUAAGCAAGGAAGUGGGUUUUCUCAAGAACUUGAGGGUACUAAAGUUGGCAGAGAAUCUUAUUGGAGGAAAUAUUCCUCAAGAAAUUGGAAAUCUUACAAAUUUGCAGCAGUUGAAUCUAGCCAGUAAUAAUUUCAUGAGUAGUAUUCCAUCUUCUGUUCUUCAUCUGAAAGAAUUGCAGGAACUGGAUUUGCGAGACAAUCCUUUAUCAAUGGAGAUUCCUGCUAAUAUAGGCAACUUAACCAACUUGACUACUUUAGCUUUGAGCAAUAACAGGAUAACUGGAGGAAUUCCACUAUCAAUGAAGAAACUAAGCAAGUUGAAAGUUCUUCGACUGCAAGAUAAUUUGCUAGUUGGAGAAAUUCCAACAUGGUUGUUUGAUAUAAGGAGCCUCCAGGAACUUUAUCUUGGAGGGAAUAAUCUGACUUGGGAUAGCAAUGUAAAGUUAGUGCCAAAAUGUAUGUUAUCUCAAUUGUCUUUAAAAUCUUGCAGGCUUACAGGAAGCAUACCAGAAUGGAUUUCAACGCAGAAGACUCUUAAUAUAUUGGAUUUGAGAGAAAAUAUGCUUCAAGGAACUAUCCCUCAAUGGCUAGCUGAAAUAAAACUGAGCGCGAUUGUUUUGUCUGAUAAUAAACUCUCAGGUUCUCUUCCUCCUGGUCUGUUUGAGUCGCAGAGUUUAUCUAUUCUUGCCUUGUCAAGGAAUAAUUUCUCAGGAGAGCUGCCUGAUAAUAUUGGCAAUGCCAAUGCAAUUAUAGUUCUUAUGUUGGCUGGAAACAACUUUUCUGGACAGAUUCCUGAGUCCAUUUCCAAGAUUUAUCGCCUUAUGCUGUUGGAUUUAUCAGGAAAUAGAUUUUCUGGGAAAAUCCCAGUUUUGGGAAAUGCAUUGUUAGCUUAUAUUGAUUUCUCUUCUAAUGAGUUCUCUGGUGAAGUUCCAGUUACCUUCUCUGAAGAAACAAUGAUACUUUCACUAGGAAAUAAUAAGUUCUCCGGAAAAUUACCAAAAAACAUCACUAGCUUGACCAAGCUUCAACAUCUUGAUCUCCAUGACAACAACAUUACAGGUGAAUUACCAUUAUUUCUUUCCCAAUGCUCCUCUCUUCAAGUCCUAAGCUUACACAACAACACCCUUGAAGGUUCUAUUCCUACCCAUUGAAGGUAUCUAUUCCUUAACACCAUUACCAAUCUCACUAGCCUCCGAAUUUCUUGAUUUUUGUCGCAACAACAAUCUCAAAUGGUGAAAAUUUCGGAUUCAAGUUUGGGAAAUCUGCUUGGGAAUUUGAAAACACCAAAAUACAUUUAUAUCAUCGAGAUAUAUUCACCAUUUCCAUUUGAGUUCAAUGACUGUGUGAAUUGGAAGAAGACGAAAAAGGUCUCUCAAGGCCGAAGCCUUGAUAUCUACCCUUCCUUUUGGACUUGUCAAAACAAUCAAAACUGUUCUGGUGAAGAUCCGACUUUCAUUAGGUCAUUUUAAAGGGCUAAAGAUAUUGAAACAUUUCAUAUAACCAAAUCUCCUGGUAAGAUACCAGAAAGUUUUGGUGAUCUUAGAGAAUGUAUAGAAAGCUUGGACUGGUCACACAACAGACUAUCAGGACUCCAUUCCUCAACACUAACAAAGUUGCAACAACUUUCUACACGGGAUGUCAGCAACAAUAAACUUGAAGGUCAAGAUUCCGUGGGAGGUCAAAACUUGAUGGACAUUCCAGACUAUUAUGCUAAUAAUAGAUGGAUUUGUUGUGGUAUGCAAAUUAAGGUGCCAUGUCCAACAGAACAGGCCACCUCCACUUGCAGAUGUUCACAAGAAGAGGAAGAUUGGUUUUCAUGGGCAGCAGCAGGGAUUGGAUAUUCAGUUGGCCUUUUAGCAUCAGUAGCAAUAAUAUUUUUUUACUGGAUUUAUCGGGUGGCUUACCACCUCGAGGUCGCCCUCGCAACACAGAAGGCGAACGCGUUAAGGUUGGCAUGAAUU
Molecule: messenger RNA, 2625 nt
Organism: Jatropha curcas
Lineage: Eukaryota; Viridiplantae; Streptophyta; Magnoliopsida; Malpighiales; Euphorbiaceae
Source: RefSeq, a predicted model, not a curated record